UUCAAUCUGGGUUCUUUUUUUUUUUUAAACGAUAUUUCGAUCUUGGAAAGGAUGGAGGGGGGUGGGAAAAGGAGCCUGUUCGUUAGAUCUUGUGCAUUUUAUCUAGGUAUAUGCUAUUGCUGUCGCUAGCAUUCUGGUUUAUUGUUGGCUUUUCAGGGCUGCCCCCCUGUCCUUCCGUCGCCCGUUUCCCAUCGAUGCUUCUGCGUGGCUCUCGUCGUCAGGCAUCUCGACCUCGACCUCAUUUCAACUUAAUGCUUAGUUUGCUCCGUCAUUUUCCUGCCAGUCGACCCAUGUUGACCCCUUCCCACGCAUUCGCCAUAUCUUUUUGUGUACAUCUUUCCCCCCUCGGAGACGGUGCCGUACGGAGAUACGGGGCAUGCGGCCCUUCGAAGUCUGUUAGGAAUGAAUAUUGCCUGAUUCUUAUGUUCUGCUUGGUGUCUUAGCCAUAUGGCUUGAUUUUCGGUCGAUACGGUAUGCGCUUGUGCCUUUAGUCAAGUGACGGAGCAAGUCUAUCGUCGCCCUUGUUUUUGCUUCGGUGUGUGCACAUUCAAGAACGACUGUUUCGAGAGUGCCUUUGCCUUCAACUGUUCAUCUGAGACUCUGCUAAAGUUGGCUC
This is a messenger RNA of Aspergillus brunneoviolaceus CBS 621.78, 616 nucleotides long. RefSeq lists its product as uncharacterized. The transcript is spliced from 2 exons. Bases 111 to 443 code for a protein of 110 amino acids. Lineage: Eukaryota; Fungi; Ascomycota; Eurotiomycetes; Eurotiales; Aspergillaceae. The record is from RefSeq and is a predicted model, not a curated record.